This is a messenger RNA of Piliocolobus tephrosceles (Ugandan red Colobus), 3100 nucleotides long. It is a transcript of the gene OAS2, whose product is annotated as 2'-5'-oligoadenylate synthetase 2. Gene Ontology annotation, molecular function: double-stranded RNA binding; 2'-5'-oligoadenylate synthetase activity. Gene Ontology annotation, biological process: defense response to virus; negative regulation of viral genome replication; regulation of ribonuclease activity. Lineage: Eukaryota; Metazoa; Chordata; Mammalia; Primates; Cercopithecidae. Gene Ontology annotation, cellular component: nucleoplasm; cytosol; membrane. The transcript has 11 exons. The record is from RefSeq and is a predicted model, not a curated record. The coding region runs from base 215 to 2374 and encodes 719 amino acids.
AGUUGGUAAACUCGCUGCAGGGGGCGGGGCAGAACCUCUGAGCUUAAGUUAGUUUUGAUUUCCCUGCCCCGGAUGCAGGAGUUGGUAGCUCGCUGCAGCAGGUGGAGACAGGCCUCUAGACUUCAGUUUCUGUUUCCUGGCUCCGGGCAGCAGCAAGAAUUCCUCUGCCUCCCAUUCUGCCAUUCAUUGUCUUGCCCGCAGCCAGCUGAGAGCAAUGGGAAAUGGGGGGUCCCAGCUGUCCUCGGUGCCUGCUCAGAAGCUGGGUUGGUUUAUCCAGGAAUACCUGAAGCCCGACGAAGAGUGUCAUACAAUGAUCGACGACAUGGUGAACAUCAUCUGUGAUGUCCUGCAGGCACCCAAGCAGUUCCCCCUGGUGCAAGGAGUGGCCAUUGGUGGCUCCUAUGGACGGAAAACAGUCUUAAGAGGCAACUCCGAUGGUACCCUCGUCCUCUUCUUCAGUAACUUAAAACAAUUCCAGGAUCAGAAGAAAAGCCAACAUGACAUCCUCGAGAAAACUGGGCAUAAGCUGGAGUUCUAUCUGUCCACGAAGUGGAUGAAAGACAGUUUCGGGAUUCAGAAGUCCCAUGAUGGCUUCACCAUCCAGUUGUUCACAAAAAAUCAGAGAGUCUCUUUUGAGGUGCUGGCUGCCUUCAAUGCUCUCAGCUUAAAUUAUAAUCCCAGCCCCUGGAUUUAUCGAGAGCUCAAAAGAUCCUUGGAUAAGACAAAUGCCAGUCCUGGUGAGUUUGCAAUCUGCUUCACCGAACUCCAGCAGAAGUUUUUUGACAACCGCCCCAGAAAACUAAAGGAUUUGAUCCUCUUGAUAAAGCACUGGCAUCAACAGUGCCAGCAAAAAAUGAAGGAUUUACCUUUGCUGUCUCCGUAUGCCCUGGAGUUGCUUACAGUGUAUGCCUGGGAACAGGGGUGCAGAAAAGACAACUUUGACAUUGCUGAAGGUGUCAGAACCAUUCUGGAGCUGAUCAAAUGCCAUGAGCAGCUGUGUGUCUAUUGGAUGGUCAACUACAACUUUGAAGAUGAGACCAUCAGGAACAUCCUGCUACACCAGCUCCGAUCAGCAAGGCCAGUAAUCUUGGAUCCAACCGACCCAACCAAUAAUGUGAGUGGAGAUAAAAGAUGCUGGCAAUGGCUGAAAAAAGAAGCUCAAACCUGGUUGACUUCUCCCAACCUAGAUAAUGAGUUACCUGCACCAUCUUGGAAUGUUCUGCCGGCACCACUCUUCACGACCCCAGGCCAUCUUCUGGAUAAGUUCAUCAAAGAGUUUCUUCAGCCCAACAAAUUCUUCCUAGAGCAGAUCGAUAGUGCUGUUGACAUCAUCCGUACAUUCCUUAAAGAAAAUUGCUUCCGACAAUCAACUGCCAAGAUCCAGAUUGUCCGGGGAGGAUCAACCGCCAAAGGCACCGCUCUGAAGACUGGCUCUGAUGCCGACCUUGUCGUGUUCCAUAACUCGCUGAAAAGCUACACCUCCCAAAGACACGAGCGACACAAAAUCGUCGAGGAAAUCCGUGAACAGCUGAAAGCCUUCUGGAGGGAGAAGAAGGAGGAGCUUGAGGUCAGCUUUGAGCCUCCCACGUGGAAGGCUCCCAGGGUGCUGAGUUUCUCUCUGAAAUCCAAGGUCCUCAACGAAAGUGUCAGCUUUGAUGUGCUUCCUGCCUUUAACGCUCUGGGUCAGCUGAGUUCUGGCUCCACACCCAGCCCCGAGGUUUAUGCAGGGCUCCUUGAUCUGUAUAAAUCCUCAGACUUCCCAGGAGGAGAGUUUUCUACCUGUUUCACAGUGCUGCAGCGAAACUUCAUUCGCUCCCGGCCCACCAAACUGAAGGAUUUAAUUCGCCUGGUGAAGCACUGGUACAAAGAGUGUAAAAGGAAACUGAAGCCAAAGGGGUCUUUGCCCCCAAAGUAUGCCUUGGAGCUGCUCACCGUCUAUGCCUGGGAGCAGGGGAGUGGAGCGCCGGAUUUUGACACUGCAGAAGGUUUCCGGACAGUCCUGGAGCUGGUCACACAAUAUCGGCAGCUCUGCAUCUUCUGGAAGGUCAAUUACAACUUUGAAGAUGAGACCGUGAGGAAGUUCCUACUGAGCCAGUUGCAGAAAACCAGGCCUGUAAUCUUGGACCCAGCUGAACCCACUGGCGACGUGGGUGGAGGGGACCGUUGGUGUUGGCAUCUUCUGGCAAAAGAAGCAAAGGAAUGGUCAUACUCUCUCUGCUUCAAGGAUGGGACUGGAAACCCAAUAUCACCCUGGAAAGUACAGACAAUGCAGACACCAGGAAGUUGUGGAGCUAGGAUCCAUCCUAUUGUCAAUGAGAUGUUCUCAUCCAGAAGCCAUAGAAUCCUGAAUAAUAACUCUAGAAGAAACUUCUAGAGGUCAUCUGGCAAUCACUUUCAAAGACUUGGCUCACCAUGAGAAAGAGUCACUAACAUCAAUUCUUCCCUUGAUGGUCCCUACUCCUCCUUCCCUUGCUUCUUGGACUCCUUGAAAUCAAUCAAGACUGCAAACCCUUUCAUAAAGUCUUGCCUUGCUGAACUCCCUCUCUGCAGGCUGCCUGCCUUUAAAAAUAGUUGCUCUCAUCCACUUUGUGUGCAUAUUUCCGUCAACUUGUAUUUUUUCUUGCAUUUUUCCAAUUAGCUCCUCCUUUUUCCUUCUAGUCUAAAAAAGGAAUCCUUUGUGUCUUCAAAGCAAAGCCCUUUACUUACUCCUUGGUUCUCAUAACUCUGUGAUCUUGCUCUCGGAGCUUCCAACUCAUCCACGUCCUGUCUGUUUCCUCUGUAUACAAAACCCUUCCUGCCCCUGCUGGCACAGAGGUCUUCUAUGCCAGCAGCCAGUCAAUCCUUUCAUUAGACCUUCAAGCUCUCCAAAGGCUCAGAUUAUAACUGUUGCCAUAUAUAUAUGAGGCUGUUGUCUUUUCCUUCUGAGCCUGCCUUUCUCCCCCAACCCAGGAGUAUCCUCUUGCCAAAUCAAAAGACUUUUUCUUUGGGCUUUAGCCUUAAAGAUACUUGAAGGUCUAGGUGCUUUAACCUCACAUACAUUCACUUAAAGUUUUAUCACUGCUGCAUAUACCAGUUGUGAUAUAAUAAAGAAUGUGUCUGG